Messenger RNA from Osmerus eperlanus (European smelt), 3851 nucleotides. RefSeq names its product neuronal intermediate filament family member 1 (gene neff1). The transcript has 4 exons. Gene Ontology annotation, biological process: intermediate filament organization. Gene Ontology annotation, cellular component: cytoplasm; intermediate filament. Lineage: Eukaryota; Metazoa; Chordata; Actinopteri; Osmeriformes; Osmeridae. The coding region runs from base 117 to 1640 and encodes 507 amino acids. Gene Ontology annotation, molecular function: structural constituent of cytoskeleton. The record is from RefSeq and is a predicted model, not a curated record.
CUUUCGCUCUUCCUCUCUCACACUCUCUCCCACUUCCACACAUACACACUCUCCCACGGGGCGGCGAGAACGGACUCCACAAGUACCGAUCAGCAUUCCAGGACUCCACCUUCAGCAUGAGUUAUUCCAGUGACAUGUAUUCCGGCAGCUCUUAUCGGAAGAUCUUUGGGGAUGCUCCCCGGGCCUCUGGCCGCAUGUCUGUGGGCAGCAGCCCCUCUCGUCUCUCCACGGGAUUCCGUGCCAGCCCUCACCGCAACUAUGCCACCUCAUCCUCCAGCUACAGGAAGGUGGGAGCCGGGCGCACCUUCUCCUCCAUGCCCGACUCCAUGGACCUGACACAGUCCACGGCCGUUACCAACGAGAUGAAAAUCAUCCGCACCAACGAGAAAGAGCAGAUGCAAGGCUUGAACGACCGCUUCGUCUCCUUCAUUGAGAAGGUGCACAACCUCGAGCAGCAGAACAAAGUGCUCGAGGCUGAAGUUACCUUGCUGCGUCAGCGCCACAACGAGCCCUCUCGUCUCCAUGACCUGUACGAGCAAGAGAUCCGUGAGCUGCGGGCGCGCGUGGAAGAACUGACCCACGAGAAGAGCCAGAUGCACCUGGACUGCGUGCAAAUGAACGAGACCCUGGAACGCAUGAGGGAGAAGCUCGAUGACGACACUAAGCUCCGCGAGGAAGCCGAGAACACCCUGAAGAACUACCGCAAGGACGUGGACGAUGCCACGAUGUCAAGGCUGGAACUGGAGAAGAAAGUUGAAUCCCUCUUAGAUGAGAUUGCCUUCCUCAGAAAAGUUCACGACGAGGAGUUGCACGAGAUGCAGACGUCCCUGCAGGCUUCCCAGCAGGUAUCUGUUGAGAUGGACAUGGGCAAACCAGACCUGGCUGUGGCCCUGAAGGACAUCCGGGCCCAGUACGAGGUCCUGUCCGCCAAGAACAUGAACCAGGCUGAGGAGUGGUACCACUCCAAGUUCGCCAGCGUGAGCGAGGCCGCCGCACGCAACACGGACAACUUGAAGCAGGCCAAGGAUGAUCUGAGCGAGUACCGCAGGCAGGUGCAGGCCCGCACGCUGGAGAUCGAGGCCCUCAGGGGCCACAACGAGGCCCUGGAGAGGCAGAUGGCCGAUAUGGAGGAUCGCCACAGCAACGAGAUGGGAGAGAUGCAGGAGACCAUCCAGCAGCUGGAGUCUGCCCUGCGUAGCACCAAGGGUGAGAUGUCCCGUCACCUGCGUGAGUAUCAGGACCUGCUGAAUGUGAAGAUGGCCCUGGACAUUGAGAUAGCAGCUUACAGGAAGCUCCUGGAAGGUGAGGAGUGCCGUCUGACCUCCGUGAGCGGGGCCAUCCAGCACUCUGGCUACUCUGGCUACUCCUACUCCUCCAGCCGCUCCUACGCCCUGGGGUCCUCCCUGCCCUACAGGAAGAGCGGAGCCAAGCCCGAGCAGGAGGAGGACGAGGAGGAGGAGGAGAAGGAGGAAGAGGAGAACGAGGAGGAGGGAGAGGGAGAGGGAGAGGAUGGAAACGACCAGGAGGAGGGCGAGGGAGAUGAGGAGGAGGAAGAGGAGGAGGAGGAAGAGCAGAAGGAGAAAGAGAAGGAGAAGGAUACUAAGAAGUCUGGCGAUGCCGGCAAGGGCACCAAGAGCUAAACAGCUGAAUGUACCUUUCGCUCCAUCACAGUCCAUGCAUUCACUCGUUCAUAUGGUUCCAUCCCCUUCUCUGUCACCUCAUCUCUUCACCUUGUUACCAGGAAAUGCACACAUUACAAGGCACACACACAUAGAAACAUUCGUACACAGGCACGCACACACACACACAAGCUCACCCGGUCAGUCACACACUCCAGAUCCCUCCCAGAUGUACUUUCUCCUCUGUUGCCUCGGGAUGGUUUCUCAUCGUGGGGUUCACCCGUUAGAUGAAGUUCACCACAGACCUGAGAGAAGGUGUCCCCAGGCAGCUUGCCAGCCUGCAGGGCAAUGCCUCAAGGCUGGGUGAUCUCAUGGUGAGAUGGAAGCACCCAGAAAGAACCUGUCUUAAUGUGCCAUUAGCAAUACAACAUGUAGGCCUAUGAGGUUAAGAGCAAUUGCAAGCGUAAAAGGAAUAACUCCAGUGCAAGAUCUGCUAGCACAGAUUUCUACGCUAUGCACCGGUCUGGAGCACACCAACUCUACCGGUCCAACGUUCACGGUGCUAUUAGAUUUUUACUUAAAAAGUUGGGAAAGUUCUGUAUCAGAGGUUGAAGUGUAGCAUGCGCUCUUUGACCAACUCAUGGAUGUUAGCAUGUGACAGGAACAGUGACUUAUUGCCCGGCUGCAGAUCAAAUGACACGUAUCUCCCUGAGGAAUGGCGAUUGCUUCACUCAUUUUUCUCUCUUUCAUUCCCUCACACGUUCUGUCCAUUCGUCCACUUUCUUUUCCAUUUCGUCUCAUCCUCAGUCGACGUUUAGCCUUCAUCCUCCCCCUCUCUCUGUCUCUGCGAAUGUCAUAGCACGGCAAAAAAAAAGAAAAAAAAGAAAACAAUUUUAAUUUCGAAUAUAUAUAUAUAUAUUAAAAGUUAAACCUUUUUUGGGGAAAGGCCUGUGGUGGCAGAGUACAAGUGCAUUGUGCAGAGGCUGUAUGGAGUGCACCUUGGCGAAUGGCAUAUGUAGAGUUUAAAGAUGCUGCUAUUUAUUACAUUGUACAAUUCUUGUUCAGAGUAUGAAUAUCUCCUCUUGAUUGAUUGAUUUUUCACUAACAUUUAUCACCUCUGGUUUACAAUUCCCUCCAAGUGUAGCUUAGUCCCUUUCCCUCUGUCUAGAUUAGAGUGAGUGGAGUUGGUUCUGGUACCCAGUGCUCUGGUCGUGUUGUCUGGAGAUGGUGCAGUGGGUGUUUGGUCUGCCGGCCUGCCCUGAGUGGGCUCUGUGGCAGACAGGGGAGAGGCUGCAAGGAGGGUGGGGGGGGGGGGGGGGGGAGGAGGAGACGGCACCUGGGUGUGACAGAGACAGCCCUCCACACUGACAGCACCUGGCAGCCAGCCGAAGCCAACGCCACUGGGGUCACGGUCACAUGGUGCACCGGCGCCGCGAAUAAGGGCUAUUAUCACCCCCUGCCCCCGCCCCUGCCCCCUGCCCCCUGCCCCCUGCCCCUGCCCCUCCCCGCGCCCCCCCCCCCCCCACCCCCACCCCCAAGCCCACUGCUCGUGUUCUGCAGUCUGAGAUGAAAGGCAGUGGAACGCCCCCCUUCUCCACCCUUAGUCUGGGAUGGUGUAGUGGGGGGGGGGGGGGGGGGGCUCAUGACACUGCACUGCUACAGAGAUAUUGUUGUGUGUGAAAGGAGGGAAGUGACAUGGAGAGACGCUGGUAUUGCACUGUGAUAUGAUGCUGCAAUAUUGUCAAGUUAACAAAUGUACGGAGAGAAUACAAGACAUUUUUCCUAAGCAUUUGGCCAAUGAACUUUAGGAUCCUGUAGUAAAAUGUCUUGUCUUUUCACACGCUUUGUAAACUUACAAUACAGUCAGGUAGAUGGCAUGUUGAGUGACAUCAGAGACUUGUAGAACACUGUGGAUGAUUAUAUGCCCUAUUUAGAAUCUACUUGGUCCUUUAUUUUAUCUGAGAAAUAAAUCAAUCAACGGGUAAUGACUGCAUGGCCUGAUUCGGGGUGCUUGAAAACUGGGGAUAGGAUAGAUAUGCUUGUUGAGUGUUGAAAAAAAUUGCCUUAAUCAUGUUCAAAAACUAUAAAAAAGUUCUCACUUGCAUUUCACAUUUUUCCGAGGUGGUUCUGGAGUGCUGACACCUUACAGACCUGCUAUACUACUGUGACUGUAUGCCGCUCUCAUGCAGUGAUAUUCCUCCCAAAGCCAAAUAAAGCCAUUUAUUAACCAAA